This is a messenger RNA of Lingula anatina, 1740 nucleotides long. RefSeq names its product cilia- and flagella-associated protein 298-A-like. Lineage: Eukaryota; Metazoa; Brachiopoda; Lingulata; Lingulida; Lingulidae. The record is from RefSeq and is a predicted model, not a curated record. Gene Ontology annotation, biological process: regulation of cilium movement.
UGCCAUGGCACCGUAUAGUAUCUCCGUAGAUAAAGUCUAGAAACUUCCUGUGGCAUUGCUCUUGUGUCUUUUAAAUUUGAAUUGUUGCUGUUUUCAAGAUCAGUGAUAAUGGUGAAACUUCACGUCAAGAAAGGGGAUGAGAGCCGGUUUCUUUAUGAGACCACAGUGGACAUACCAAUUGAUGAUCUCAUGAAAGAUGUAGUGGCAAUAUACAAUGGACAGCUUAAAGUGGAAAGGAUAUGUGCAGACAUGGAUUUCCUUGCCAAACAUGGCACUAUGCUGCCUCCCAAUAUGGUGGGGCUUACAGACGACCAGAUUGUGGACUUGAAGCUGAAAGAUGAGUGGGCAGACAAAUGUGUUCCCAGCGGAGGGUUUGUGGAGAACAAAGACCAGCUUGGAAGACGAAAUGGGAAUGCUCCAAACGAAAAAAUGGCUGAAGUUCUAACAAAAACUAUGCAAGAAGCUAAGGAUAUGGUAUCAAAGAAGUUGGCAAAACAAGGGGUCUGUAUGACUCAGGCUAAAGUAAAAGAAGCAAUAGACAUUUUACGUGGAGCAGUAAUGAUAGUGUAUCCAAUGAACUUGCCUCCACACGAUCCAAUCAGAAUGGAGUUUGAGAAUACUGAAGAUUUGGAGGGAACACAGAGAGGACUUGGUGCCCCUGCCAGAGAACCAGUAGUGAGUGAGGAGGAACAGAAAGCCAUGAUGGCCCAUUAUUAUAGGAAACAAGAGGAGGCAAAGAGAGGACUUGGUGCCCCUGCCAGAGAACCAGUAGUGAGUGAGGAGGAACAGAAAGCCAUGAUGGCCCAUUAUUAUAGGAAACAAGAGGAGGCAAAGAAAUUGGAGGCAGCUGAUGAGGAUUCUUACUUAGAUGCUAAGUGGGCAGAUAAUAAUGAGCUCAAAAGACAAUUCCAAGGAUUGAAAGACAUCAAAUGGGGUGGCCCUCGGUGACAAAACUGCAGUUCUUACAGCUCAUAAAUUGUUGCUGCUCAGUAUCUUCAGUGUUAUACAUAAGUUAUGAAAAUAUCUGGGGAAAUUACACUAAUGCUUACUUUCACCAGUGUAAAAAAAAAUAUGAAAACUGUCAUUAUAAACAACAGGAUAUUGCUUGAGGAGGCAACAUGUUUCAAUAAACCAGUGUUUGACUGUGUAAACAAAGAAAAUACUCACCUGUAUGAUUGUCACCUCUAUCACUUUUAUAAUGUUUGCAUACUUUAAAUGGGCUUGCAACAUUUUUUCCCUUGUUUGAUUGCCUGCAAGACCUUAAUGUGAAGAAAGCUCUAUUUUGUAUUUAAAUGAACAAGGAAGGAAAAACAUCCUUAAUGCAGGAAUAGUGAAGGUUCCCUUCAUACAGUUGUUGUUGCCCAUUCAUUUAUUAUGAUGUCCACAACAGUUACGACAAUCUUGUCACAGUCUCCACAUGUAUAAUGACCAAUCCAGUUGUUCUGUUUCAUGUUUGUAUGUUAGAUGUAGUUGUGUGAAAAUGUUAGAUGAUGUAAAUGUUCAUUUUCCAAGAGAUUUUCAUACCUGUUCCUUUUUUCUGUUACAAAAACAUUGCUAAUGUUAUCUAAAGUAAUUUCAAAAGAGACCAGAAGUUGACUGCUUACAAGCUAUUGUAAAUGGGUAAUAGUCAGUGUCAUAGGGGCUUAGCAAAGUAAUGAGUGGAAUAAUGUUGACUUAAAGUUCUUUCAUUUUGAAAGUCAUAUAGUUUUGUUUUAAGUUAAUAUAUGGGGUAAUAAUAGC